AUGCGCAUUCCUAUCGCCGUGCAGCUCGCGCUGCUGGUUCUGUUGACCACAUUACUGGGGAUUGCCGUUCUAGCGAUUGCGACAUGGGUUACUACAUAUGACUUUGUUAUUGGAGUCGAAUCCAACAGUCUAGAGCUUGUUGCGACCAUCAAGGCGAGCCAAAUCGCAUCUAGCCUCGAUCUCGUGGAAGUGACCUGCAAGACAAUUGCGACGCGCCUGCUGGUCCAGUCGGCUCUAAGACGCUACUACGCUGGCAAUACCUCGGCAAGCAACUGGGUGACCUCUACUGAGGAUGUUCAAUCAGCCUUGGGAAACCGAGGAUAUCUUGACCUCUACCAAGCCUCGGUAUAUUCAAGUGAGGGGUCAAACGGGUUAAGCAAUUAUACCAGUCGGCUUCUCAAUGUCACUGGGAGCACCACACCUCAAAUCAACCUUCCAUACACCUACCCGAACGGGACCUCCGUCCAAUUAGGAGAUGAUGGCUUGGGAUACCCGCCCACGCUCUACCCCAAUUUGACGUACAGCACCUCAACCAACGACUCAACAAUCAUUCAUGCAUUCCAGGAUUACCCUCUUGGCUUAACGUCGGCAUUGCUAUUGGGUCCACUCGCAAUUAACUCCUCCUUCUCCUUGAUGUCUCUAACACUCCCAAUCAUCAACAACACCAGUAACACCGAUCUAUUGGGAUUUAUAACGGUCGUUGCCAGCGCUGCAAAUCUUCAGAGCGUAUUAAGCUCGACAGAUGGAUUGGGCACCACGGGCCAAGCCCUUCUCCUUGGUCCCUCGAGACCCGAAAAUACCUUUGCCUCCACCGCCCAACCCGCCACGGCAACGUCUGCUCCAGAUACGAACGCCCUCAAGCAAGCGAAGGUACACUACGUCUUCCAGCCUACACCCACAUCAGGACAGACCAACCGCCAUCUCGGUAUUUCCACCACCGACUCGUUCACUCUCUCACAAUACCCGAUAGCCCUGAAAUUGAUGCUCGAAUCGUACGCGGAUGACGACAAGGCCAUCAGCGAUUUGACGACGAAGAACGAAAAAAACAAGACUGUGGCGGUUGGAGCAAUUCGACCACAAAGCAGCCUGGUUCAAUGGAUCCUGCUGGUGGAAGAGACCCACUCAGAAGCAUAUUCUCAAGUGGUCCGGCUGAGGAAGAUCAUCCUUGCCUGUGUUUUUGGGGUUGCUGGCUUAAUAAUCUUGAUCGUCCCGCUGAUGACCCACUUCUGGACGGCGCCUAUACGAAGCCUAAGAGAGGCCGCAAGCAAAUCGGUGCAUUCGCAAUACGCACCCCUGCCCGACGGAAGUCGAUCGGGACAAGAUGAAACAGACAUGACUCAGAGUGCACUGCGAGACGUGGAAAGUGAAGGCAACGAGAAACAUCCCUUUGCUCUGAUCAAACGCCUUCGUGGUCCAUUGGAGAGGCUGAACGGCACCCCCAAUGUCAUCGCCCAAGGGGCCCAAGGUCCCUUUCAGAUUCCACGCAGAGUCAAGGAGCGCCGCCACUGUGUGACAGACGAACUGACGGAACUCACCAAAACAUUCAAUGAAAUGUCAGAUGAGCUGACGAUCCAAUACAAUCGACUAGAGGAGCGAGUGAUCGAGCGGACCCGAGAGCUAGAGAAAGCAAAGCUUGCAGCCGAAACCGCGAACGAGAGCAAGACCCUCUUUAUUGCUAACAUUUCCCACGAACUCAAAACACCAUUGAACGGAAUCUUGGGAAUGUGUGCUGUCUGUAUGGGAGAGGACGAUCUUUCACGAAUCAAGAAGUCCCUACAGGUUGUCUACCAGUCGGGCGACCUUCUUCUCCACUUACUGAACGAUUUGUUGACAUUCAGCAAGAACCAAAUUGAACAGGCCAUCCAGCUGGAGGAGAAGGAGUUCAAAUUAUCCGACGUCAGGGCACAGCUCGCUAUUAUCUUCCAAAACCAGGUACACGAGAAGAAUAUCGAUUUCAGCAUUCACUGCGUAACCGGAAGCAGUCCUGCCUCUGAUGAACGAGCUGCUACGUUCUGUCUAGACCCAGUACACCAAAUCGAUUCAGCGGGCAAGCCCUCGCCGGUGAGGCUUAUGGAUAUGGUGCUAUAUGGCGAUCAGCAUCGUAUUCUCCAGGUUUUGAUCAACCUCGUGGGUAAUAGUUUGAAGUUCACGCCAGAGAAUGGCAAAGUGGAGGUUUGGAUUCGUUGUCUUGGUGAAGAGUCUAGCAGUGAUGGCUCCGCAACCAAAGAGAGACCUCCUGCCCUUCGAACCUUAAGCCUCAACAGCCGCCAGUCCUCUUCAGAUCAAACCGAAAAUAUCAUGCACGGGGCCAAGGAUAGUAUUUCCGAUCAACCUAGCCCCGGUCCGUUGGUAUUCCUGUUUGAGGUUCGCGACAACGGCCCCGGCAUUCCUCGCCACCUGCACAAGGCUAUCUUCCAGCCUUUCGUCCAAGGGGACCUGUCGUUGAAUCGCAAGUACGGAGGAACUGGCCUUGGUCUCAGUAUUUGUGCGCAGCUGUCUCGAAUUAUGGGUGGCACUGUUCUAGUGGAGAGCGAGGAGGGCAAAGGCUCUCUAUUCACCCUCCGACUACCAUUAAGAUUUGUUAAGGAGAUUGCCCCAAGUGUACAAAUUUCCAAUCCAGGAUCACGAACGCCUAGUGUUCUAUCCUUGGAGGAAUUCUCGAAUGCUGCGCGCACCCCUUCAAACCAAUCGAUCAAAGGCGAGCCUAUCACUACUAACUUCGACAAGUCAGACAUUGUUCAGCCUAGAUUGGUCGGUCUCAGCCAGCCAUUCUUCACGCCAACGGUACCUUCAUCCCCCCAGUCACCUCCACCUCAUCUCAAGACAUCAAGUCAAGGCAAGCCUGAAAUGGACGAAGGUUCCAGAAAGACCCGAGUCUUGGUCGCCGAGGAUAAUAAAGUGAACCAGGAGGUGGUUCGACGGAUGCUCGCGCUUGAGGACGUGUAUGAUGUGACGAUGGUCAAAGAUGGGCAAGAGGCCUACGACACUGUGAAAUCCAAUAUGGAAACAGGUACCGUGUUUGACCUCAUUUUCAUGGACAUCCAGAUGCCCAACCUGGACGGGAUCCAAAGCACACGGCUUAUCCGGGAAAUGGGUUAUUCUGCUCCAAUUGUGGCAUUAAGUGCUUUUGCAGACGAGAGCAAUGUCAAGGACUGCAUGGAGUCAGGCAUGGACAUGUUCAUUAGCAAACCUAUCCGACGGCCCGCACUGAAGCAAGUACUGAACAAAUUUGCAACGAUUCCCGAGGAAUGA
This is a messenger RNA of Penicillium odoratum, 3252 nucleotides long. RefSeq names its product putative sensor histidine kinase/response regulator TcsB/Sln1 (gene tcsB). The coding region runs from base 1 to 3252 and encodes 1083 amino acids. NCBI's taxonomy places the organism in Eukaryota, Fungi, Ascomycota, Eurotiomycetes, Eurotiales, Aspergillaceae. Gene Ontology annotation, molecular function: histidine phosphotransfer kinase activity; phosphorelay sensor kinase activity. Gene Ontology annotation, biological process: protein autophosphorylation; phosphorelay signal transduction system. The transcript is spliced from 7 exons. The record is from RefSeq and is a predicted model, not a curated record.